Molecule: messenger RNA, 324 nt
Organism: Psammomys obesus (fat sand rat)
Lineage: Eukaryota; Metazoa; Chordata; Mammalia; Rodentia; Muridae
Product: bursicon-like
Exons: 3
Coding region: 1-324 (107 amino acids)
Cellular component (GO): extracellular matrix
Source: RefSeq, a predicted model, not a curated record
AUGGCAAGAGGAGCAGAGGCAGAUGACUCAAGGACAUGUCAAGUGCAUGUAAACACAACCAUCUUGCGGCAUAAAGGCUGUGAAAAAACCGUCAACAUCACCUUCUGCGAGGGUUCCUGCUCUGGAAUGUCCAAGUACUCCAUGGAGGCCCAGGCCGUGGAGCAUCAGUGCACCUGCUGUCAGGAGAGCAAAGUCCAUGACGUAGCUGUGACCAUGCAGUGCCCCGAUGGUACAGCCAUCCAGCACACCUACUCCCACAUCGAUGAGUGCAGCUGUGUCCUGGCCUGCAGCUCCCUGCCCAUGACUCCCAGGAGCACUCCCUAG